This is a messenger RNA of Quercus robur (English oak), 729 nucleotides long. Its product is annotated as zinc finger BED domain-containing protein RICESLEEPER 3-like. The transcript has a single exon. NCBI's taxonomy places the organism in Eukaryota, Viridiplantae, Streptophyta, Magnoliopsida, Fagales, Fagaceae. The record is from RefSeq and is a predicted model, not a curated record. Gene Ontology annotation, molecular function: DNA binding. The coding region runs from base 1 to 729 and encodes 242 amino acids.
AUGACUUCAAGUGAAAACAAUGGUAGCUCCAAUCCAUCUAUCACACCCAUUAGCAACCAUCAAUCUCCAAUGAUGGUAGCUAAAGAUAAUACAACCACUUGUUCAACUCCAUUGGAUAGGCCGGAAGAUGCCCAAGCCCAACCUAACUAUGAGAUAACUGAGGAACGAGGGAGGUUGAAAUCAGUAGUGUGGAAUCAUUUUAAGAAAAUGAAAGUUGAUGGGAAAGACAAAGCUGAGUGCAACUAUUGUACAAGAUUGCUUGUAGGGGGGUCUAAAAAUGGUACUAUACAUUUGCAUGACCACUUAAAAAUAUGUCCUAGGAAAAAGUUUAAGGAUAUAAGGGAUAUGAAACAAAAUAUUUUGAUGAGGGAUCAACAUAAUGUGGACUCAAUGGCAGGUGUGAAUGCUUAUCAUUUUGAUCAAGAUGAAUCAAGAAAAGAACUUGCUCGUAUGAUCAUCCUGCAUGAGUAUCCCCUUUCUAUAGUUUAUCACAUUGGCUUUAGACGAUAUUCAACUUCUCUUCAACCAUUAUUCAAGAUGGUUUGUAGGAACACAAUCAAGAAGGACAUUAUGGGCAUCUAUGAUCAUGAAAGGGAGAAAUCAAUGCAUGAAAUAGAAAAGAAUCACAAUAGAAUUGCUAUUACCACUGAUAUGUGGACUUCACAAAACAAAAAGCGAGGGUUUAUGGUUGUAACGGCACACUUCAUUGAAGAUUUGUGGAGAUUAUAA